Messenger RNA from Anopheles marshallii, 969 nucleotides. RefSeq lists its product as uncharacterized. Gene Ontology annotation, cellular component: transcription regulator complex; nucleus. The record is from RefSeq and is a predicted model, not a curated record. Lineage: Eukaryota; Metazoa; Arthropoda; Insecta; Diptera; Culicidae. Gene Ontology annotation, biological process: regulation of transcription by RNA polymerase II. The transcript has 5 exons. Bases 1 to 969 code for a protein of 322 amino acids.
AUGAUUGAGUUCAUCAAGGUGGAACAUGAUGAAGAAACACAAUUCGACGAUGAAAGAAGUCAGGAGAAACCAUUUGUAAAAUAUGGAAAUGAUUCUCUGGAAGAUGAAGACGAUAGUUUAGACAUGAUCACGGAAGCGGCAAUUACAAAAGAGAAGUUCAUCUUAAACCUGAUAAAUUCUAUACGAGCAAUGCCAGUACUGUGGAAAUUUAACUCAAAAGGUUACAGAGAUCCAAGCGCUAUACAAGAUGCUUGGAACAUACUGUCAGGACAGUUUGCAAUACCUGCAGAACAUCUUAAAGAAAAAUGGAAUUCACUACAAAGUCAGUUUCGAAUUAAUUGGAAAAAACUGAGGCAGAUGCGCGAGUCAUCUGAUACAAAAUAUUAUCCUACGUGGUAUGCAUUUGAAGCAAUGCGAUUUCUUAAAGAAUCCGAUGACAAAGUAACAGAAAAGGUGAUCACACAUCCCUUACCCAAACCGGUAACAAUAAAACGAAUCCUGACCAAACCAAUGCACUUUUCGUCCAUGCCAAAACCGUAUGAACGCGAUUGUGAGCGACGUUACAUUGGCUCCACGGUCACUACGCCACCAAAAGUAGUGCGGAUAACGCCACACUCGUCACAAUCUACUUACAACCCUGCUGCAUUGAUGGGAUAUACUACUAGCAAUAAGAUGGAUCAAUGUGUUAGAAACACGAUUAGAAACUUAUCAAAAAUCACUGACAAAAUAGCUGAGACUGAAUCUUCACCGUACAGUGGAUUGCUUAAUCAUUUGACAGUGGUCUUAUCUAAAAAGCGUGCGAAUGAUUUCAAUGAAAUUGAAGGUGUUCUGCUGAAUUGUUUGAAUGAGUUAAACAAAUUUCCAAACGUAACAAAAGAUUCUAUAAUUGAAAUACCUUCUACUAAUGAUGAUUAUUAUUAUCCAAAAGACGAAGAACGGGAGGAUUCUAACGAUACAAAUGAUAUGUAA